Messenger RNA from Porites lobata, 1800 nucleotides. The record is from the annotation of a GenBank genome assembly. NCBI's taxonomy places the organism in Eukaryota, Metazoa, Cnidaria, Anthozoa, Scleractinia, Poritidae.
UCACAACGCGAGAUCACUCCUCUUGACAAGUGGGAAAUUCUGCCUGAGCAAAUAGAAUUUGAGGAAGAGCUAGGGAGUGGAGCGUUUGGCGUGGUUUACCAAGCCACAUUUAAGAAGAGAGUUGGGUUGGAGGUGUUUGACACCGACAUUUCAAAACGGCCUUUGUUAUCCACAAAAGAGGCACCUCAGGUGGUUGCUGUCAAACUCUUACAUGGUAAGAAUUGGUCAUAAAAGACAGACAAAGCCAUGGAGUCUUAAAUUUUGUGACUGCCUUUAGUCCUCUUCACAUAACAAGAAAAGCUGAGGGAUUUAAGUGAACUAACUGCACCACAUAAAGGCACUGAACUUUUUCGAUCGAAGUUUCCCGAGAAUUGACACACUGUAGACACUCUGUAUUAUAAUGUAUCAAGAGAGAGCUUUAUCCUCUUUUGAUUGUAUAGAUCAAGGGUGACGUUGUUUUGAUAUCCGGAAAUGAUUGGAGAUGCAGGGGUUAUUUUGGCUUCAUAAUACAUGAAGUGCACGUCGCAAGAAUUUUAAAAAUGUAUCAAGAUAACCAUUUUUAUGUUUGGAAUUUUCGAGGUCAAGAACACAAUUAUCUCCAGAGUACGUCUAAGCCAGUUAGCUCUUAACAAAUCCAAAGUCUUCUUUAUUACUACGCACAAACUAGAAAUCGACCACUGGAUACAACUGAAGCACAACACUCACAUAUGUUUGAUUUUAAAUAAUGCAAGCUCUAAUCAUUAGAUUUUGUCCCCCCCCCUCCCCCCGCCCCCCUCCUUCUUUGGUAAUCCAAGUUACUCCGUUUACACAGCAAGUCAAGGCAAGGACAAUGAGGAUGAAGGGCAAUAGAACUAUGAAACUGAGCUACGACUUCACCAUGAUGGCUGCUAGACCCAGGGGGUGCUUUCUUAGAACUAUACAGGGUGUGAGCGGAACCAAAGGGUAUCAAUGAUUUUUGGCCCCUUUUUGGUCUGAAAUUGGGUAAAGAUUUCCACGAUUUGGGUCAAAGAGAAAAAAACUGAAGUAGGAUAAGGUUUUGCUCUCCAUGGUGCGAAGUCUGUUUUCAUUUUAUUUUAUUCUACUAUUCAUUUAUUUACUUACUCAUCUUUUUCAUUCGUCAUUUAAGAACAGCGGCAGGUCUGAAAAAGGGUAAGGGAAACUAUGUGGACACAUUUCACCCAUACCAACGCCCAAAUUUCCCAGGGGGAAGGUACCCCUCGGGGGCUGCUGAGAGAAUGCAGUGGUAAACUGAAUAGUAUAAUACGAAAUGCCUGAAUAUUUCUCGACAUUCUGUUACACGGUGGAAUAGAUCUGUACUUUGUGCCUCAAUCGUGGGGUGCGAUAAAAAUCGGAGGAAGUAUAUAGAGGGGGGUGUAAGGGUUUGUGACGAUGCAGUUUUGCAGAAAUGCAGAAAUGUUUAUUUUAAGUCGCGGUAUUACGGUUUUGAAAAUCAAGGGGUUUGUGGUAUUUAAAAAUUUUCAGGUAAUUUCAAUGCGGUUUGCGAUUUUCUUAUGUUAUUCUGUGCAGUUUUUUUAAUCUAGCACUAAUUAAUGCUGUCACUGCAAGAUAAAAAAGACAAUGUCGUAUAUUCAAUUGCCUUUAGAUGAUCCAUCUAAAGCACAGAAAGAAGAGUUCAAGUUUGAGAUUGAGCAGAUGAAACUGUUGGGUUCACAUAAGAACGUUGUAUCCCUGGUUGGAUGCUGCACGACUCAGGAGAAAAUGUUCCUGGUCAUAGAAUACGUUCCUUGUGGUGACCUGCUGACGUGGUUACGCCGCAAAAGAAAAACGGUAAGGAGAUGA